GCCAAUGGCAGCAAAACAUAACUGUUACAGGCGAGGAGGAUGACAGCAACAAGGAUUUGAUAGUUUGAUUUAGCCUGUCCACAUCAAGGAGAACGUGUUACUUUGGCUCUACACGAAGAGCCUAGGGCUUAAGUCCCGCAUUAAGUAUGAUUCCCUGGUUGCGACGGAGGUGAGAAAACAUGGGGUGGAAAUCUGAGGUGUCAAGACGAACGUGAUGACAGUAUGGUUGAUGGUGGAGAAGCUCAAAAUGGAAAAACGUCCAUGCAGGGAGGAGAACAUUGACUCCAGCGAGGCCCAGCAUGCCAGUGAUGAUUCCGAGGAUGGAAGCAGCUCAGAAAGCGAAUCAGAAGAGCAGCAACACCAGUUUCAGGUGAGCAGGGGUAAGAAGAGGGAGCCCUUGGCUGUUGCCAAACCCCACCGACAGCUCUGUCGCUCUCCAUGCCUUGACCGGCCCAGUUUUUCCCAGAGUAGCACCGCGCAAGAUUGUCGUGAAGAUGACUCCAGCGCGGGAUCCGGGAUCAAGCCCGCCAGUGAGAGAGAGUACCAGACAAAGAUGGAAUUUGCAUUGAAGUUGGGCUAUUCUGGAGAGCAGGUAGAAUCGGUGCUCAACAAGCUGGGUUCUGCUGCACUCAUCAACGACCUCCUUGCUGAGUUAGUAAGGCUUGGAAACAAAGUAGAACCUGAAAUUCAACCUUGCAGCAGUACGGCCACUUCAAUAUCCCGGCCCCCCUGUGUUAAAGAGACUGUUAGUCCGGAGGUGUCAGUGGAAGAUGACUCCUCUGCGGAUAUCUUUGAUAACCUCAGGCCCAUCGUCAUCGAUGGCUCCAAUGUGGCAAUGAGCCAUGGAAACAAGGAGGUGUUCUCUUGCCGUGGGAUCCAACUUGCUGUUGAAUGGUUCUUAGAGAAAGGACACAAAGACAUCACUGUGUUUGUCCCCGCCUGGAGAAAGGAACAGUCAAGGCCAGACGCCCUCAUCACAGAUCAAGAAAUAUUACGCAAGCUGGAAAAAGAGAAGAUUCUGGUUUUCACUCCAUCUCGGAGAGUUCAAGGCAGAAGAGUGGUGUGCUAUGAUGAUCGCUUCAUAGUGAAGCUGUCUUAUGAUUCUGAUGGAAUUAUUGUGUCAAAUGACAACUACAGGGACUUGCAAAAUGAGAAGCCAGAGUGGAAGAAGUUCAUAGAAGAGCGUCUCCUAAUGUACUCAUUUGUCAAUGACAAGUUCAUGCCGCCUGAUGAUCCAUUGGGAAGACAUGGUCCAAGCUUAGAAAAUUUCCUCCGCAAGCGUCCUGUUGUUCCAGAGCACAAAAAACAACCCUGCCCCUAUGGGAAAAAGUGCACAUAUGGACACAAGUGCAAGUACUAUCAUCCCGAGCGUGUCAACCAGCCGCAGCGGUCAGUUGCUGAUGAACUGCGGGCUUUUGCCAAAUUGUCUGCGGUGAAGACAAUGAGUGAGGGGGCUUUAGCUAAAUGCGGUACUGGUCCGGCAACUGUUAAGGGGGAUAGCAUCUCUGAGGUCAAACGGGUGGCACCCAAACGUCAGUCUGACCCCAGUAUUCGCUCUGUGGCCUGUGAACCCCCAGAAGCACUGUCCAUUGCUAGGAAGUCUGAGGCAAAUUCAGUGCCUUCCCUUGUGUCUGCUCUCAGCGUGCCCACCAUGCAGCCUGCCAAGAGCCACGCAGCUGGGGCCUUGAACACACGAUCAGCCAGCAGCCCAGUGCCGGGUUCUUUGCAGUUCGCGCACAGUUCUCUAGAGCACAUGUCCAGUGUACAGUACCCUCCUAUUUUAGUUACUAAUAGUCAUGGCGCCUCUAUAACUUACAAUGACCAGUUUCCAAAGUAUGACUCAGUUAGCGACCAUGGAUAUUAUUCACUGCACAGUGAUUUUUCAACUAUGAGCAUGAGCAGCAUGCAUAACGUGGACAGUUUCUGUAGCAUGGAGCACGAGCAUGGUGUGUAUCAGAGAAAUCCCAGCCACUGCCCUGAGUCCUGCCUCAGCCAUUCAAACAGUGACUCCUUCUCCUCUUACGGGGACAUGUACACGGGCUCUAUGGACAGUAGCUUAGAGGAUGGCAUGAAGGGGCAGCAGCAGUCUCCCGCACCGGGUAGGAUGCAAGCGUUCUCCCAUGGGUUUCGUCAUGAAGCGCUGACUAGAGUACAGAGUUAUGGCCCUGAGGAACCCAAGCAGGGGCCCCGGAAGCAGCCUGGAUCGCGACUAGCACCACAUAUCCAGCAUGUUGCGGUGGGAGCAAGGUCCAGCUGUCCUGGAGACUAUCCCCUCACUCAAAAUGUCCUCCCACCUCUGUCCUCGCAGCCCACGAGGUCUCUCGGUAUGACCCGGAUGGACAGCAUAUCGGACUCAAGGCUGUAUGAUAGCAACCCAAUGAGACAGAGGCGACCUCCACUGUGCCGCGAGCAGCAUGCGAGCUGGGACCCUCUGCCUUGCGGUAAUGAGUCCUAUGGAUAUCAUUCAUAUCCGUUGAGUAACAGCCUGAUGCCGUGUUGCGAGCGGGUGAUGGUCCGCAGCAUGCCAGACAAAAUGGAACAAAUCUGGAACUCGCCAUGGGAAAUGCCCUCUGCAGCUGAACACCAAGAGCGGUAUGCCAUCCCGGACCACCAGUAUCAAACAUAUCGCAAUCUUUGUAACAUCUUUCCUGCUUAUGUUGUACACUCAGUUAUGGAGAAGAACCCUCAUUUGACAGAUCCACAACAGCUUGCCGCCGUCAUUGUCACAAAAUUGAGGUCAUGCCAUUAAGCAGGUAGUCUUAUUAAACAUUCAGAAGUGAUGUAAAAAGGGAAAUACAGUUUUGAAAUGCAAAGAUAGGCACUUGUUAAAUGUUGCUACAUGUGCAACAUCUGCCCUCAGGAGUUUUUAUUUUUCUUUUCAAAUGUCUCUGGUGGGAAAUCAGAUUGUACAUCACUUAAAUGACGUGGUAGUAAAUAGCAUAGAGGAGUUGGUUUGAUAAGUUUAUCUCAAAUUGUAAAAUGUGUCACAUUUGAAAACUUUUUAUAUAAGGUGGUGUGCACAACUUAUUAGACAUUUGGUUCAUAACACAUUCAUAUUACCUGAGCAGGAGCUGCAUAACAGCUUUGUACCAUAUCAACAAUGAACAAAGCCUUUGUUCAGCAUCAUUAUUCUAAAUCAUUUAAUAGUUUGCUAACACUUGGCAGGACUCUUAAAUGUCCCUUAGAUACAUUCUUGAAGUCUUGCCGAUGAUUUGAUAUAUUAAAUGAAAAUUGUUAAUGAAGCCCCAGGGUGUUCAGUAUUAAGAACACAAGUUAUACAAAAAGGGAGUCGAUUGUUAAAAAUAAACUGUCAAAUAUUUUGAUUAGCAAUUUUCACAGGAAAUGUUCGUUAUGUGGUAGACAUUUCUUAUAAAUUAAAUGUCCUUUUUAGGAAAUAAUUUUCUGAUAGAAGUUUUGACAUUCCUGUAAUGAAGUUUUUUGUCCUGUACAUUUUAAUUUGAUCUUCCAUUUCAUAAUGUCAAUUUAUAUUUAAACUGCUGUGGUGUUACUGCCUUCUGACCUUUCGGCCAAUCAAAUCCCUCUUAGAAGCUAGCAAAAUAUCAACUACUACCAUAUUUAGCCAGUUCCUCCAGCUCCUGUUAGCUAGAUUAUCAGCAACAAUGUCAGAUCCGUUCUGAAUCAAAUAUCUACCCGCUGCAUUAAGUGAAACGGGGCACACAGAAACUAACUCUUUGAUUUUGCGUAACAAAGCUUCACCUGCUGCCCACAUAGCUGGCUAACUAGUGUUGUUAAUUCAGACUUACUUCCGCUGCUUUUGCAAAGAGACACAACUUUGUGAAGAGCAUGUAGUCUAAAAGUCUUUCUCUCUGACAACCAAAGCCUACAGAAGCAAGCUAAUGCUGCUAACAUUGACUUUUUUCUCUGAGUUUGAAUACUAUCAAAGCUCAAAAGCCAGCCUAGCUUGUUAGCUGGGUAACAUUUGAAGACUAGUUGAGCUGAGCCUUAAUAACUAAAGAGCUUUAUUUACUGUGUCUAUGUGCUGUUUUUACUUGUUUAGCAGUCUAAAAUGUGAUAAAUUUGGCAUAUUUGUUGUGUGGCAGCAGGUGCUAACGGGCUAAGUUUGUUGAGCUUGAUAUCUUGAGAGAGUUGAGAUAACAUGUGUUGUGCAAAACGACUGCAUGGACUAAAAUGUAACUUUAAUAUGAAAUAAAACUUGACUUGAAAAACAGACUUAGGGUAAAUAUAAAAGGAAUACUUUAUUAUAUUUCAUAAUGACUGGUUUUAAUAUUUGGUUAUUUUUUCAGAUACUUAAUUGACAUAUUUCACAUUUCAUUAAUUCAGUCUUUUAUUAAAUUCAUAUUAAUUUAAUUUAAUUAAUCAUCAUAACCAUUGUAGCCAACUGGUGUACUUAACGUUGUCCUUAUGUCAAAGUGAACUAUUGAUGGCAACGCGUUAGAGAUGGAAAGUAAUAACUGAGAAACUUCUCCUAUUUGCCUUGACAUAAGAGGACGUUGACAUGUGUACACAAUGUAGCUUUUAUGAAGAUCUUGUUCAGGCCCUGUGAAUGUGUUAUGAAAGGCUUUUAAAGUGUUCUGGUGCAGUGGAACUAUAAAUAACCUUGCUUAGGUCUGCCUCUGCUGUAAAUAAUUCUUGUGACUUUUUUGUGCAUUGAUUCUGAAGUUAAGUAAGAGGGAGGUAGUUGCAUACCUCACAGCAUGAACUAUGACAUUUAAUGGCCUUAUAUCUGAAUGACCUCACGCUUUAGUCAUUGUCUGAUUGGUUUCAAUGAAAGUCUUAGUCAUUGAAGCCUCCUAGUUUCAAAUGUAAAGCACUAUCUCAGUAUCUGAAGAGAUAUAUUUUCUCAGCCUCACCUAACAAAGCUACUAUUUUGGUAGAAUUUGACAGUGCACAAAGCAAGCCAAAAGCGAGAUUUGACUUGUGUACAUGUGCACAUAUAUGUACAUAUUAUCACACAAAAGCCAUUAUUUCAAAGUCAUUUAUAAGCUGCUAAAUAAUGCCAAAAAAAGAUAGAAUUUAUAUAGUGUCAGUAUUCUACAUAAUGUUACAUUUUGGUUCACAGAAUUGAUUGGAUGACGGUAUAAACAAACAUCUGUGUUUGGAUAAUUUCCUACUGUGUGCUGUAUAGUAACCUUGAGAUUUAAUUGGAUUCUACAUCCAAGAUUUCUUAUUUCUAUAUUUGUCAAAUUUGUUGUGGUUAUUCUUUUCAAUGUUAAAAUAUUCAAAGUAUCUUUGUUUCAAACAGUAGCUCUAAUGGACUUCUUUAAGUUGUCAGUGGAGCAUGGGUUUUAAUGCAGGAGCAGGUUAAUUUUGUUUCAAAUACUACUUUUACAUGCACUUAAGCAGUCUGAUGAUUUCUGAUGCAUACUUGAGAAAUAAGAAGCCUUUAUCAAUUUUAAUAGUUAAAAGAAACCUGGUUAAUCAAGCAAGAUUACCGAUGGGAUUUGGCCAUCAUUAAACUUCUAUAAAUCAUUUUAUUUUGCGUAUACUAAUGUGCACAGGACAGGGAAAGUAAAGGUAAUAAACAGGAUUAGGUAAUAUUCCUAAUAGUGCAGAUGAAUCAUAUCAUUUAGAGUAUUUACAUCCAGAAUCCUGUCUAUGCCAGUUCAAUUUAUUUACAUAUUCUCAAUGUUAGCAAUUUAGUUUGAUAAUUUGCUUUGUCUGUUUGUCCCUACUUCCAAUUGAAAACAAGUAUCAGUAUCAUAGUUUUUUUCAUAGAAAUCCAACUAUUGCAGUGCAUUUAAAAAAGGUUCCCCAAUGUUAAUGCCUUAACCUGAUUCCUUCAGUGCAUGUAAAAAUAGUGAGACUUUGAGAAAAACUUUCACUGGGCUGUGAUGUGACUUACGCAGGGACAAGUCGUAGAAAUGUACUAUUAGUGAUGGAAACAGUGUUUACCAUCACAUUUGAAAUGUUUGCACAAGUAAUUCUUCAAUGACUGAAUCUUAAACUGGUUAAUGUUUGCCAGAUAAAAUGAUAAGAAUCUGGCAGUUCAAGUUAAAUAUUGGACUCGUGUUAUAUCGUGUAGAGUAUGAAGUUUCGAUAAUUGUUUAAAAAAAUGCUAGAAAGCAUGUUGAAGAUAAAGUUUAGUGUAUGGCUUAUUACGGGAGGCUGAAUUGCUGCAACCCAGACGUACCGCACGCAUAGAUGCAGCCAGUCUCCAAGGUACCUGGAAGGGUUCGGCUGUGCCUUGCAGCACAUUGCUCUCAGGAUGCUUUCCAGUUUCUAGUUUUCAGUCUCUCCCUGCCAAAAAUAAUACUGGUGACUGGCCUACUCUGAUCUAGUACUGAUAUAUUUUGUGAACAUUCUACAUGCAACAUGUAGAACCUUAAAAGCUAGUCAUGUACAGUUGGAACGUGGAGAUGGCAUUGCAAAACUUCGUACUUUUUGUGUAUAUCCUUGUUGUGCACCUUGACAUGUAGAGAAUUGGGCUAAUAGGAUGGCUUUACAUGAUGCAGAUUUAGUCAGAAGAAGUAAUGUUGGUGUCCGUAAUGGUGCCCAUUCAGCCAAAAAAUUGAACAGCAAUGGGUGCCGGACUUGCCCAUAUUUUAUUGUCAAACACGCUGUUUGUCUGGCAUUUGUUGAGCCAGGGAUCUUGAUGAAGACUUUACAUUUUAUCCAUCAGUGGGAGCAUAAGGCUUCAAAUUGUGGCAUUGUGUCAAUGGGUCAAACCUACCACUUUCAUUCACCAGAAAUAUGAAUUAAUGCCGAGCACAUUGAUGCUCCCAAGAGGAUAAACCCCUCUGAUGUUAGUUAUCUUUCCGUGUUUGUAACAUGUAAAGCCAGCCCUAUCAGCAAGAUCAUGCUUUGACUGCAUUUAAAGGGAAAUGCCACUUAAUUUUAGGAUUCAGGUAUGCUUCCUCAAGGCCUGCUAUUGGAUGGCAUGACUGAACAUCUCAAAUGUACUGUUUUAAUAGCUAAAUCAUUAAACCACAGGGAAGUGAUGCUGAGCUCAGAAACAGGAUGGGCUCCCAUUUGUAUUAAAAGGAGCAGUAUCAGACUAUGUUUCUAUGACAUCACAACCUGUAUAUUUCUCCUUUUUCAUUUAAGUAAUAUCUAUGCUUACGGAGAAAAAUUGCCUGAUAAUUUUGUAAAACUGAGUGGUAUUACUCUUUAACAGGCCUAACUAUGUAUGCCUGACUUUUUUUCAUUGGUGGUGCUUAAAAAAAAAAAUCUUUAUAAUGUUUAGGUACAACUGCGGUAUAUGAACAGACAUAAAGAAGAAAAAAAAUAAAUCUGAAUGUGUUUUGCCCAAAUGAGUCUGGGCUUUGCUGACUUUGUUUUUUCAUGAAAAGAGACGAGGCCACCUAAGGCCGGCUGUCUGUUCAUGAGAAGGUGAAACAAACUGCCUAAAUGUUUCUUCAUGUGAAACAAUCAGAUUGCAAGGCUGCUGUCAAGGUUGUUUCUGGCAUUUGGCUAAAAGUUUGCGUGCCGUCCCUUUCCUUCGAAAUAGUUGAAUGGUCAUCGACUUCUUUAAAAACUAGCAUCAGUGGUAAAAAACUGAUGUAUUAGUAGAACACUGUCCCUGAUGAAAGGAAAACACUCUUAAACAAAACAACAGGGCUGUUUUAACAACCUGACUUUAAUUUGGGAUUGGAAUAUGUUUCAUGUGAUAGUGAAGUCGUUCUUUAACUCGAAUACUGGAGAAGUCAAUUGCUCCAAUGACGCUUUGAUGUGUUUAGGAACUACAUUACAUUAAGCCACAGCACAAAUCUUAGAAAAAUGAAAACAGCCACGGUUCCUUAAACUGAUUUCUUCUCCUUGCUGUAAAAAAGGUAAAUCAUGGGGUUAAUUGAGUGAUGUUCACUGACAUUUACAGUAGUUUAUAGUGUAGUAAACUGUGUAUAUCUCCAGUAUACAUAUGAUUCCUUGGUUUUGAUUUACUGCCACUGACAAGAUGUCUAAUCAAUAUAAACUUGAAUAAAUCUUGUUGAAUUUGCCUUUAAACCUGAUAACAUAAGACCUGCUCACAUGAUUAAAUUAUAACAGCUGAUUUCUCUCAAGAUUGAGUGGUAAUAUAUCUAGCACUGUGCCACAGCCUGCACUACUCUGUCAUUAGAUUAAAUGUGGGGGCUUGAUAUGUAUUGGAGGAAUGUCAAAUUCAAAGCAUAGUGGCUGUAAGUCAUGCAUUAUAUUUAUACUUUAAAAUCACUGUUACUAUAUGCAUUAUUGUCCCUCCUCUUAACACACUUCAGAUUUCACUGGACAAUAGACUAUUUCCAGUUUAAAAAUAAACUCUUUCAAUGUACUCAAAUGACUUUCAAUCUACCAGUCAAGUAUUUCACUGCUUUGUUAAAAGGUUACACUUAAGGCCAGAAUGGUGUCCCCCACCCUCCCUUUGAAAGUGCCGCAAACAACUAAGCCACAAAUGUCUAGAAUUGACUUUUGCUUGUUGAUACAAAUUGUAUCUAUACCUUGAAUGUAACAAAAUAUGAUAUGUAUAAUAUGAAAAUAGUUUUAUUUAAUAAAGGGGGGGAGAAAACUCAAUGCCAUAAUGUUUGUGACACUGUGUGUCACUGGGAGUAGCCCAUUGGUAUGUACUGAUUCUUACUGGGUACAGUAGUUAACUUACAGGGACAUUGACGUGCCACAUACCAGUGCACAGAUGCCCUGUGUGCGGCAGUAAGCCUAAUGUCCUCACUGUACAUAGUCACACAUGUCUGUGUAUAUAUAGAAAGCGAUCUGUAAAAGUAACAGUUACUUCAGUUGUUUAAUGAGAUAAUUUCUGUUGUCUUGUAACCUGUGCACCCUGGUUAUGUGCAUCUAUUUCUUCUGAAUUGAAUUGAAAUGUACGCUGUACACUAUAUGAAUGGUAAUCUCAAUAUUUUUGAAUAUAUUUUGCCUAAUAAAACAUGCCAAAGUUAUAUUUUGGGUGGCUUUGUCAAAUAUAGUUUCUUGUGUUUCAACACAGGGGUUGUCAUGCAAUGACAUUUCAGAGACAACAUAUUUUGUUUACCAAACUAUGUUAAAAUUGCCAAAUUGAAAUCUGUGUCUGGCCUGGCGUUAAAAGCAUACUACAGAAAUUGUCAUAUACUAAACUCUGAUAGUUUUUUUGAUGACUAACUGUAUGUAGAAAAGCAGAGGUGUAUUGAAUUGUGAUUUGGUUUACUAUUGACUUAAAUUAUUUAACAAUCGUAAGUGUUGAUUCCAGAUGUUGAUGUAAUAUGAACUGGUCCCUUAAUGGCUAAGAUCAAGAGCAAAGUGAUUUUUGAUAUGCACACUGGCAAUUUCUCAAACACACACUCGCAAACUGUUUUGAUCAGAUAAUGUGGACCCCUUGACUUCUUGUUCCACUACCUAAUAUUUUAAAUUGUAUGGUGUACAGACAAGAAGACGUAAAUAUAUUGAAGAUGGCUCCGGCCGUGGCGCAACUGGCUGGGGCACCUGCACCGUAUGCAGGAGACCUGGGUUCGAUUCCCGACCCGUGGUCCUUUCCGGAUCCCACCCUGACUCUCUCUCCCGCUUUCCUGUCACUCUCCACUGUCCUAUCCGAUUAAAGGCAAAAAGCCCCCAAAAAAUAUCUUUAAAAAUAAAUAAAUAUAUAUAUAUUGAACAUGACUACAGUAUACAGCAUAAUACUCAGGUUCAGUCACAGAAACAUUUGAAAACACCUACUCUUUUGCUUUCUAAUAUUGAGAAAUGCAGCGGUCACAUGUCUCCAGUUGGAGUAGACGGAUGUGUCUGUAAUUUAGAAAAGGGAAAUAUAAAGCAAGUUGUUUGUGUUGUGAUCUGCAGUAUUGUAAUCCACUCUGACGGAUAGCAUUGCUUUUAUAGACCAAAAUAUAUAAAAAUAGAUAAUUUGGGUCUGUAGGCUCAAACAAAAUGUAAGUCUUAAUGACAAAAUGUGUUUCUCUCCAUAAAUAAAGGAAAACUUCAAUUCAAA
Eleginops maclovinus (Patagonian blennie) is the source of this 9859-nucleotide messenger RNA. It is a transcript of the gene zc3h12b, whose product is annotated as zinc finger CCCH-type containing 12B. The transcript has 6 exons. Lineage: Eukaryota; Metazoa; Chordata; Actinopteri; Perciformes; Eleginopidae. Gene Ontology annotation, molecular function: RNA endonuclease activity; metal ion binding; mRNA binding. The record is from RefSeq and is a predicted model, not a curated record. Bases 215 to 2749 code for a protein of 844 amino acids. Gene Ontology annotation, cellular component: cytoplasmic ribonucleoprotein granule; nucleus.